This is a messenger RNA of Triplophysa rosa, 3093 nucleotides long. It is a transcript of the gene hps4, whose product is annotated as HPS4 biogenesis of lysosomal organelles complex 3 subunit 2. The record is from RefSeq and is a predicted model, not a curated record. Bases 287 to 2329 code for a protein of 680 amino acids. Gene Ontology annotation, biological process: vesicle-mediated transport. Lineage: Eukaryota; Metazoa; Chordata; Actinopteri; Cypriniformes; Nemacheilidae. The transcript is spliced from 13 exons.
UGUCCCUACAGGCUUCCCAUCCUGUCGAGACAUUCUCACAUGACUUUUCGCUUGUGACUCGCAUUCCUUCUCAAAAAUCCAGUUUAUGAAAUAUGGAGGUGAUGUUCAUAUUUAUUUUACGCUUCAACAACUUGUUGAUAUUUGGGUGAGGUUAAUGUUUACUCGUGUCUGGGCGGAACCGAGUUUUGAUUAAUGCAGCGCGAUUCAAGGAUUCAUUCGCAAACUCAACUUCAGUGUCAGAUGCGUGAGCUGAUCUGCUCUGCGUUACGCAAGUCAACAACGACAAAUGGCUGAAACACCUGCUUCCACUGACUCAAGACGAUGCCUGUUCUUCUUCCUCUAUGAUAAUUCAAAAGUGCAAGAGGAAGGAGACUUGACUAGAGAUGGAAUAUACUACUUCUAUCCUGAAGAUACGCCAAUAGACCAGCAGGAGCUUCUCUGUGGACAACUGGCUGGUGUGUGUCGUUGUGUAUCUGAGCUAUCCAAGUCUCCCGUACGCCUGCUGCGCCUGCGCAGGAGCAAAUAUGCAGUUUGCAUGAAGGAUUCGUUUCUUUGGGCAUUAAGCUGUGUGGUAGACAUUCCAGAUGUAAGCGUGUGUGACUUUCUAAAUCAGCUGAUUGAUCUCUUCUGUUUCUAUAAUGGACCAGUGCGUCAGAGCUACCAGUUAUACAGUCAGGAAGAGUUGGCUCAGCGAUGGGCGAGAUACCUCUGUCACCUGCAGGGCGGCUCCACUGAGCUGCACAACAUCUUCAGCUGUCUGAGGACAAUCGACUCCACGCAUAUUGAUCCUCUGCUGUUGCUGAAAGCUGCCCUUAUUCUACAGGCAUGUCAGCGAUGCCCUCUGGUGUUAUCUGGGUGUAUCCUGUACAGGGGCAGGGUGGUGAGUACUCAGAUGUCUCCUGCCCUCACGCAGAAGGUGAUGGUGUACGAGACGGAAACAUACAGCCAGGAUAACAGGGUGGCAGCCAAUGGCCUGUGCUCAUCAGUGGGCACGUCUCUCUCCUUUACAGUAACCAAACAGGUGUUCCUGACAACCACUGAACUUCACAUGAUGCGCUGCUCCCCUGUGGAUAGAGCAUGCAGGACUCACUGCAGUCAACCUCCAUGCCGAUCAGGAAAUUCUCGCCUACUAUCACGCACUUUAUCCGACACCCUGACCGCAGAUACAGACUCAUUAAAUUUAGAGCCCACUGAGUGUCCCCCGAACUCCAAUGAGACAAUGCCAUCCUCUCCUCGCUCCUCCCUCUCUGAUGAGUCAUGUUUCAGCCCCUCCCCCUCUAUGGUGAACAGUCCUCUUCACUCCAGUAUGAACCAAUCAGAAUAUUUCACUCCGCAGUCACAUGACCACAGCAUGGCAAAUGGCCCAAACUCGUCCAAGGUUAAGGAACAAUGUUUAACAGGAAGUUUAACUGGCCUCAAUACAAAGGAAAGCGUAGUAGAGGAUGCACAUGAGAAGCUGGACUCUGGAUGUUCAUCCAAAUCUAAAAGCAAAGUUAUAAAUUCAGAUCAGGAACUUAAUCCGAAGGAAAAAAUCAAAGCCCUUACAAAUGGAUAUCAGUUACAGUCGAAUUGUCUUGAGAACCAUUCGGAUAGCUCUUACCACAACAACCAGACUGACAGGACUGAAGGACAGCAGCUGAACGCUAACAAUCACGUGACCAAUACAAAUGACAAAUUCCAAAGAGAUACAGAGAAUGAAGGAAGGCCAAAGAAUGAGCAAGUAGACAAAGGAGAACAAAUACUCAAGGACAAGGUAAACAACAGUUGUGACCCACCAAAUGCCCCCCUUCAACACGAGACCCUUGCAGACGCCUCUCUGGUGCCCACAGUAUUGUACCAGCAUAGAGUCAGAGGUCUGGUCCUUGCACUUUUGGUAGAGACAGAUUUCAAGACAGACCCCACCGCCAAAGAGGAAGUGUAUCACAGCAGUUUGGCAUCUCUGAAUGGCCUUGAGGCUCAUCUGAGGAAUACCUCACCUGGGACCCCCAGCCCCCAGGGGCCCUACACCUUCACUCACUAUGACUGCAUUCAGAACACACUUACUACUAAUGUAUGUGGGCGCUCCUCUGGACUCCAGGAUCGUGCAUUCGUGAAGGCAACUGCACUGCUCCAUUCUCAUUUCUCUCAAACAGACACUUUACAAGAAGCCAUUGUCAGGAAUGCUAGCUUGGGAGUGUAUGGAACCCGUAGCAUCGCCCAGGAGACUUAUUUUCUCCAGCAGGGCGCACCAGUCAGAAACUCUGGAAGUCCAGAUGCCCAGGAUAGUGCCUUCUCUCUGCCCAGAAAAGCUCGCCAGCGGCUCCUUAAACAUGGAGUUAACCUGCUUUAACUGAGUCCACAUUUUAGAUCUCUAUUUCACUUAACUACACUGUAUUUAUACUACUUAAAUAAAUACUGCACCCCGAAAUGAAAAAUCUGUUUAACUCACCCUCAUGUCAUUCCAAACCAUGUGACUAUCUUAAAAACAACUAUUUUGUGUUUCGAACAAAGAAUGUAUUGGUUCUUUUUCACAUAAUAAAUAAGAACUGCCAAAAAGCACCAUGAAACGAUCCCAAAAUGACUCGUUCAUUUCAUUCCAAGUCUUCUGAAGCCAGAUGACAGCAUUUUAUGCAUGGUUCCCAAACAGAAACGUCUUUAUUCUCUGCUCUCUGUGUACAGUUCACAGAUGGUUGAUGGAUAUAUUUAAUUAAAUUUCGAUUCAUUUGAAAAAAUAAUCUAAAUAAUUCAUUCUCACAUUUAACUAAUCUUGUUUUUCGGAAAGACAGUAAUGGUUUAUAAUGACAUAAGGAAGAAUAAAUUAAGGCAGAAUUUUUGUUUCGGUUUAAUAUUUCAAAAUAAUACUGUUUGUUUUUAGGAAACACUGCUGUUCUUUUUUUUUAAGCGGUAGAAGCUAAAAGUGAUUUAAAAAAACUGAUUUAAGGCAUUGCCAUUUAAUCUGUGAUUAUUAAGAUUCUGUGUUGAGAACAUGGGCAGAUUUUAAAAGCAAUGCACACCAUUCAGUAUUACUGUUUAUGUUUUUAAGUAUUGAAAAUGACAGCUUUUGAAUGUACCAAAAUUAUUCCAAAAUAUGAAUAAACUUUCUUUUGUAAACUU